UUAUUCUUUCCUUAGAUCCCUCUUUCUUCCCUUCCUCUCUUCUUUCCCCCUCCUUUCCUUCCUUCCUCUCUCCACUUCUCCCUCUCUCCCUUCCGCCUUUCUUCCUUCCUUCCCUCACUCUCUACCUACGUCCCUUAAUGGAAGGCCAACUCUACCUCCGAUUCCCUUUCUUCUGGGAGACGCUCCUCCUCCAGCACGCCAGGGGACGGUGCAGUCUCGUAAUGGCCGGUAUUCCCAGCCAUGCUGGUUAGCGCCAGAGUCUUCCUGACUGGUCGCACAGGCCCAUCUAGCGGAAAGAUUGAGUAGCUGCAUGGGAUUCCCUCAGAGAACCCAGGAACCCACAAUGUUGUCAAAGGGGAUCGCAGCGCGGCAGCCACUCCAAUUUCUAUUGGUGAGAACCUUCUCAUUAAUGCCAAGUCGCCAAUGAACGAGUGUCUCCGGAAUGAGGUCACACGUACGGCGUCCUCCGCCCUCCUGAAGUCCCACCCCUCCUGCCGAUGCCAUAGCAACGAGCCUGGGCGCCUGCUCUCGGGACCCGGCUGCAGCUGCGGCCUCAUGGCCCCGGUACCCCUUAAGCUGCUGGUGCUCCCUUGGUUCUUCCUGGCAGGGGAUGCCAGGGGCCAGACUCAACCCUCGCCCUCUGAGGGAGCCCCCAGCUUGGCUGGAGUAGACCCCCCGGUGGUGCGACUCCGGGAGGCGGGUGUCGUCCCUACUGACCGGCUGCGGCCGCUGGUGGCCAGCUGGUUCGAGAGUGUGUGGGGGCGCCACUUCUGGUUCUGGGGGUUCUCCAACGCCUGUUCGUGUGACUUGACACCGAACUCGUGCGAUCUGAACUGCUGCUGUGACGACGAGUGCUACUUGAAAGAGUCCAGAAUGAUUUUCAAGGACUGCCUCCCAGGGAGCUACAGAAUAUUGGGUUGGAAAUGUGUAGAUCCUUCCAUAAUGUUCCAAAGUAAUACCCCAUUUCAUGUAGAAACUUUGAUGAUACCAGAUAGUGGCCCAAACUUUUGUAUCCAAGUGAAGAACCCAAUAUUGAACUAUUUCCAUCAUCUUCAAAAGGUGAAUGAGACCAACAUACAAUCUUUGAUAAAAAACUAUGGAGGCAAAUCAUUCUUCUCAGAACCUCCACCAACACCAAUUUAUUCUUCUUUUUACAAGGCUGGAGAUCCCAUUGUGAUCUACUUUCCGAGUCAGUCAUUACUGAGUUUACUCAAACAUCCAACAGAAAUAGGCCCUAGUGGACUUUGUACUGACAAUAAUGCUGCAAAAUUCCUGGAAAAUGGACAUACCACCUGUACCCGGUUCUUUAGCAAUCUAACAAGUAGCUGCACCACAGAUCCUUCACUUACGGUCACCUCUUAUCAUAACUUCAUGGUUUUGAAGGUUCCAAAAGGUGUGAUCGAUUUGAAGAACAUGCAGGUGCCCAUAACACUUACUUCAGAGCCCAUUUUACCUCAGCUAGAUGGAAACACUUGUUACAAUGUUGUUUCCCAGGUUAUCUAUGAGAUAGAAACCAAUGGAACUCUUGGAAUCCAGAAAAUCUCUCUCUCUUUCAUCCUGAUGAACCUAUCUGGAGAUCCUGGAGCAGCAUUUCAGCAACACUUCACUAUACGUUUCCAUACUUUUCAGCGUAGAAGACCUGCUGUUCCUUUGGUGAGAAGUGGAAAUCCUGGUUAUAUUUUUGGAAUGCCUCUUCUAGUUUUAAAAGGUGAUACCAGUGAUCCAAUGACUGUCUUACAGAGCCACAGUGAUGGAAGUUGUUCUAUGAAUAGACGAAAAGUAGAAUUUGGGGUGAACAUGAUGACUGGUUGCAAGUUCAGGAUAGAGAACAGAAGCUGUGAUCAUUUGCAGGAUGAGAUCUACAAAACUCUUAGUGCUAUAUCCAAUCCAGUGUACAUUGGCAUCAUGGGGAACUCAGAGCCUUCCCACAGAGGACACUGGAUCAAGGCCUUCACCCAGAAUUCCAGUGCUCUGGCUAAAAAUUGUACUUCUUGCUGUUGCUUACCAUCUUCCUUGGAGAUCCAGAUAUUAUGGGCUUAUGUAGGCCUCCAGGCCAAUGCUCAAGCUCAUGUGUUCGGAGGCCAAUACCUGUAUCAGUGCAACUUUAUAACGUUACCCUCAUCUGUGGAAGAAAUAUUUUUGACAACUUUUGUGUCCUUCACUGAUAUCACAAAGAAGCCAGAGUUUACAAAGAGUCAAAAAGAAAGAAAAUGGACAUCAAUAUUCAGCUCUCCUCACUUUUUGGGGGCAUUGAAUGGAGAAAAGGAAUCCCUAAGAAGCUUGAGCACUUCUGCUGUCCUUCUGUGUGUAUUAUUCUUUCUCAGCUUAGAAAUGAGCUGAAGAAAGGAGAAUCACAUUUGACUUUUCCCAGUGAGGGCUCAGAUGGCCUUCCUACAUAUGCUAUAGAACUGAUUCCUGUUUGUUCAUUAUGACCAAGGAAAACUGUUUUCUUCAUUUAAGGAGCAGGAGGGAAGGAGUCUUUGCGUAUGAUGAUAUUUCAGAAAAGAGAUAACAAAAGUGCCCUCACCUUGAAUUCUUUCUAGUAAAGCUCUAGAUGAAUGGCAGCAAGGCAUAAUAGACUGGCUAGACUGGGAGGCUGAAAGGACUUUAACCUCUUACCAUGUAUUGGCCAUGUGAUUCCAGGCAGCUCUUGUGUCCUUGCUCCGCCCUGGGAACCACUCUGCAAUUAGUAGCUGCCCAAUAAUUGCUGAUCUUCAUUGGUAUUGGAACAUAGGCCUAAAUCAGGAAAACACUAUGUAGGCAUAGUGUUGAGUUAAAUAUCCUUUUAAAGGAGAAAGCUUCUAGGCACCCAAAACCAUUUUCAUGUUAUCUGUUACAUGAAUAAGAACAAGUUAAUGUUUACUUCAUGUGACAGUAACUGUCAUCAAGUGCAAAAGGUCUCAGUGCUCAAAACAAAGAAGUAUUGACAUUCCAUCUUGGCUCCAUUCUGGACUACUCUUUGUUUCCAACACAACAAUGGGAAAAGUAAUUCUCUUUCCCUUUCCUCACUGUCUGGAGCACAAUCUCAACAAGGCCAUCUUGUUUGUUUGCCUCCUUUCCUCAAAGGUCAGGGAAUAUAAAUUUUAGUAUUUAAUACUAAAUGACUUGGUGGGGGGGGAGACUGAAUUUAAGUUUGAGUCCUGACUUUACUCAUUAUUAAUUAAUUUACCUUUGUUACUUUGGGCGAGUCAUUUAACCUAUCUUAAGUUGUAGUUAACAUAUUUUUUUAAAUGAAAAAAAUUUUUUUGAAAUAGUUGACUUCUUAUACUCUGCCUUUAAAAUCUGUUCCUUUGAUUCCUAAAGUUGAAUUCAAAAUCUCCAGAGAAAAGUAUCCGGGAAUCUCUACUUGAUCCUUGGCCAUUUAGCAUUUUUUGUCAGUUACUUGGAUAAAAUCAUAGAUGACACACUUAUCAAACAUCAAAAGAUGACAUGCUUUGCAUAAAUCUUGGAGAAAAAUUAACAUACUGGAUGACUGAGUCAGGAGCCAAAAAGAUCUUGAUAGCUUAAAACAUUGAGCCACAUCUAAUAAAAUGAAAUUUAAUAGGGCUAACUUAAAAUUUUACAUGGGUCAAAAAAAAACCCUCAAACACAACUAGCUUUAUAAGACAUGGGAGACAUUGCUAGAAAGCAAUGUCUUUAUAAUUAAAAAAAAAAAAAAAACCAGGAUACAAUAAGAGAAAUUUCACUCAAAAUAGCUACAAAAUGCAUAAAAUACCUAGGAAUUAACCAAUCAAGUCAAAAAUAUUAUGUAUGAAAAUGAAUCUUACUAUGAAUCAAUACUUUGCAUAAUACACAAUCUAUAUCCUUCCUCUAAAAAAGCUAAUACCAUCUUAGGCUUCCUUUAGAAAGUCAUGGCUUCUAGAAACAAGUAUAUGUAGAAAUGCUCUUUUUUGACACUUAAAUUUAUUAUAAACCCAAUAAUUUUUAAAAAAUAUUUAAAUGUUCAUUUUCCCCCUAUUUUGCUUUAUAUAUCUACUGCUUUUCUCUCAUCUCCCAUUUACUUUUCUUAACCCCUUUGGAAUCUCACUUCUGCCCCACCAUUCAACUAAACUUCUCCCUGUGAGGUCAACAAAGAACUCUUCCUUUGACUUUUCCUUAAUCCUCAUCCUUUGAUCCUUCUGCAGUGUUAGACACUGUUGACCAUUUCUUCCUUAUUGAAUACUCUUUCCUUUAUGCUUUAUAAGGAAAAUGCUGAGGUUGUAAACUUCGGAGAAUGGUGGUACCAUUGACAAAAAUGUGAAAUUUGGAAGAAUAGUGGGUUUGGAGGAAAUAUGAUGUACUCUGCCUUCUGUGUGAUGAGUUUAGUUAUCUCCAGGACAUCCAGUUUUAAAUGUCUGAUAGCCAAUUGGUAAUAGAGGACUAAGCUCAAGGGAGAGAUGUGCUUUGAAUAAUAAAAAAGUGAGUUAUCUGCAAAGAGAUAAUAUUAAAUUCAUGAGAGCUAAUGAGAUCACUAAUAGAGACAGCAUAGACAGAAAAAAAGGACCCAAGAAAGAACCUUAGAUAAUAACCACAAUUAGAAAUUGUAAUAGGGAUAAGUUAGCAAAUGAAACCAAAAGCAAUCAGACAGGAGAACUGGGACCAAAAUUCUGGGACCCAGAAAAGAGAGUUCCACAGAAGAGAGAUGACAACAGUGUCAAAUGACACCUAAAAAGAUUGAAAAGGAUAAGGACUAAGAAAUGACCGAACUUGUCAAUGAAGAGAUUACAUGGGAAAGAUGGAACCAAAAUGUGAAGAAAAAGUAGAGACUUCUGAGCUUUCCUUAAAACCUCUACAAACAACUUUAAAUAAUGCCCCAAAGCAAAUUCUAACAUGGCAGAAUCCACAAAAGAACAGAAUGAACCAAUUUUGUAGCCCAACACAACUUAGAGGGUCUGCAGGAAAAGUCUUUUGCCUUGGAGUAAAAGUGGAGUUCAGGCUGAGCCCCAGUAAAUCAGCAGUAGGAUAUGAGAGCAACUGAAUCAGUGGCAGUAGUUGUGUUUCUAGACCUCUUAACCCACAAACAAUAAAGGAGUCAGACAACUGGUCAGAAGGGGAUUAUAGAGGUUCCUUUUCUGGCAUUGGGGGGCAUAUCUCUCUUGUAUUGCCCAUGCAUGUAUCUAGGUCACAGUUCCAGGGCACAGAGGAGCACUAACACACCAGAGCUUGUAGAGAGCUGGUACCUUGGUAAAAGUUCUAAAGUAGAAAAGAUUACUUGGUGGUUGCUAACAGACCAGAAGAGCAGCAAAAACACCUUUCCCUAGAUCAUACCACCUCAGAAGAACCAUAAACUUACAGGCUCCCAGAAUUAUCUCUGAAAAUAGCUGCAGAAAAAAACCUGAAGCUUAGGGCAAUUCCUUCAUUAUUCCAGAAGCAGAGCCCCACUUUAACAUAGAAUUAAAAGUCAAGAAAUAGGCAGAAAACUGAGCAAACAACAGGAAAAAGAUCCUGACUGUGGAAAGUUUGGUAACAAGGAAGCUCAAAACAUAAACUCAAAAGAAAACCAAGCUGCUAUAUCCAAAGCCUCAAAAAUAAGAAUUGGUCUCAAGCCAUGGAAGAGUUCAAAAAGGAUUUAAAAAUUCAAGUAAGAAAUAGAGGAAAAACUGGUAAGAGAAAUGAGGGUGAUACAAGAAAAUCAUGGAAAAAAAUAGUCAACAGUUUGAUAAUGGAAACACAAAAAAAUACUGAAGAAAAUCACAUCCUAAAUAGAAUAGUUCAAAGAAUAAAAGAGAAUUCACAAGAGCCACAAAAGUCCAAUGAAAAGAUUCCUUAAAAAGCAGAAGUGGCCAAAUGGAAAAAGAGGUACAACAAUUCACUGAACUCCUUAAAAAGAAUUGAGCAUAGUUAAAUGGAUAAGAUACCAGCCCUAUAGUCAGAAAGACCCUGAGUUCAAAUUUGGGCUUAAACAGAAUUGGGCAAAUUGAAGCUAAUGACUUUAUGAGACAUCAAGAGGCAACAAAAUAAAAUCAAAAUAGUGAAAAAGAAGAAAAUGUGAAAUAUCUCAUUGGGAAACCAAUUGACCUGGAAAAAAGAUCCAGAAAAUUAAAAAUUAUUGAACUACCUGGAAGUCAUAAUCCAAAGGAAAAACAAAGAGCCUAGACAUCAUCUUUCAAGAAAUUAUCAAGUUAAACUGUACUGUUUUAAAACAAGAAUGUAAAAUGGAAAUUGAAAGAAUUCACCAAUUAUCACCUGAAAGAGAUACCAAGACAAAAACUCCCAAGGAAUAUUAUAGCCAAAUUCCAGCGCUUUCAGUCAAGGAGAAAAUAUUGCAAGUCUCCAAAAAUAAACUAUUUAAACUUCAUGAAACCACAAUCAAGAUAACAAUAUUUAGGAGACAUUACAGAAUUAGAGGGCUUGAAAUAUGAUAUUCCAGAAAUCAAAAGAACUAGGAUUAUAACUAAGAAUCAUCUACCCAGUAAAAUAAAUUCCUUCAGAGGAAAAAGUGUGUAUUCAUUGAAAUAGAGAACUUUCCAACAUUUCUGAUGGAAAGACCAGAACUUAGUAGAAAAUUGACUUUCAAAUACAAGACCCAAGAGAAGCAUAAAAAUAUAAAUAGGAAAGAGAAAUCAUACCAGAUUUAAUAAGGUUAAAGGUUAAAUAAAAGUUACAUUCCUACACGAUAAAAGGAUACUUGUAACUCCUAAAAAAAUUUAGAGCAGUUAGAAGGAGUAUUCAUAGAGAUGGCAGAGGUGUGAAUUGAAUAUAGUGGGAUGAUUAUCUAAAAAAAAUGUUAUGGGAUGAGAAACAAUGAAUGCACUGUGAGAAGUAGAAUGGGGUAAAUUAUCUGACAUAAAAAACAUGCAAAAACUUUUACCUGUGGAGGGGAAGAUGGGGGAGAUAGGUGAUUUUAGGGUCUGGGAAUUCCUUCACAUUUGGACCUGCGUCUCUGAGCUGAGGGGAUCUCUUUCCCCUUCCCACACCACAUCAAUGCUACAGGUUUUGUAUUUUCUCAUAGGUAAUUAUUCCUGCUCAUUGCUUCUGAGCUUCAUGUCUUUGAGGUUCUCUGCCCGUAAUCAUGGAGGGCAUGCAGUCAAGUAGCAACUAGAAGACCUUGUAGUCUAGUAAAGGCAGCUUGUCAGAUUUUUUUGUCGCAGCCAGAUCACAUUCAGAUUACCAGUGCUGGCCACAGUGCCUGAAGGCCAAAAUUAAAUCUUUAAUCCUUUAUUUUGAUUCAAAAUCAUAGUCCUUUUACCCAGCUAAUUACCUGGUUUAGGAUUAGGAUUUUUAGAUCCAUCUUGAUCUAUCAUGAAAAUAAAAAGGUAAGGGAGGAAGCCAAGUCAUUGUCUAGCAGUCAUUUCUGCCUUUAUUAUACACAACAGGAAAAAUAAAAUAAAACACAUUGCUAUUUACCUUA
Molecule: messenger RNA, 7330 nt
Organism: Antechinus flavipes (yellow-footed antechinus)
Lineage: Eukaryota; Metazoa; Chordata; Mammalia; Dasyuromorphia; Dasyuridae
Gene: TCTN3
Product: tectonic family member 3
Exons: 13
Coding region: 424-2340 (638 amino acids)
Biological process (GO): smoothened signaling pathway; cilium assembly
Source: RefSeq, a predicted model, not a curated record